CUACGAAGAGUGGAUACCUCUACUGCUUAAAGUUUACAAUCAUAAGAAUCCAGAUGUUCAAGAGGUCCUUCUUUUCUUACUUCUAUAGUUGUUUCCGUAAGAAAUCUGUCGUAUAUUCUCCAAAUACGGUGUUUUUUUUUUUUUUUAAUUCUCAGCUAGUAGCAACUGCAAUCGGUAUUUGUGCUGAAUUUGGUGGAGAUUUCCUAAAGCCUCAUACUGCAGUAAUAUUCAGUUAUUUCAAAUCUGUAAUGGAGCAUCCUGAUGCAAAACUCCCCGAUAACAUCACAGCAUAUGAGGCGGCUGUUUCUGCAUGUGGGAAGAUAUGCCAGUUUGUCUCCGAGGGCAUCUACACCUAUGAGUUUAUCCACCUCUGGCUUUACAACUUACCGAUAAUGUGUAAUCUGGAUGAGGCUAAGAUCAAUCACGAACAGCUUUGUUCAAUGACAGAAACGUCAGCAGACAAAGUUACUGGCCCUCAAGGACUAUAUAUACCGCAAAUAAUAACAAUUUUCGCUGAGGUCCUAUGGGCAGGGAACAAUAUAGCCACUCAAGAAACUACCGAGCGAAUGAUCAAACUAUUGAAGAAGUUUCAAAGGGAACUGCAGCCUUCCAUGUUCUCUGACAUUUGUGGAAUAUUGCCUUUGCCACAGCAAAGCAUGUUGCGCGCUGUUUUCUCAUCUUAACUCCAAGAAGUUUUUUUUCAUUCUUUGAGCAUAUAUACAUACACAGACGACUUCUUGAAUUUACCGGAAGAGUAACAAAUAGAAAGAUUACUCUAUAGAGUGUGAUUGUAUAUAGUUAAACGGAACAAAGGAUGAAGUCUCCGCUUGUAAAGAAGUUUUUCGUGUUUAAAAGG
Capsicum annuum is the source of this 856-nucleotide messenger RNA. Its product is annotated as ran-binding protein 6-like. Gene Ontology annotation, cellular component: nucleus; cytoplasm. Gene Ontology annotation, molecular function: nuclear import signal receptor activity. NCBI's taxonomy places the organism in Eukaryota, Viridiplantae, Streptophyta, Magnoliopsida, Solanales, Solanaceae. Bases 54 to 683 code for a protein of 209 amino acids. The transcript is spliced from 5 exons. Gene Ontology annotation, biological process: protein import into nucleus. The record is from RefSeq and is a predicted model, not a curated record.